This is a messenger RNA of Centruroides sculpturatus (bark scorpion), 2412 nucleotides long. RefSeq names its product protein FAM114A2-like. The transcript is spliced from 16 exons. Lineage: Eukaryota; Metazoa; Arthropoda; Arachnida; Scorpiones; Buthidae. The record is from RefSeq and is a predicted model, not a curated record. Bases 590 to 2359 code for a protein of 589 amino acids.
GAACGCCCGCCUGUUGAAGAACGGGACCCAAAAAAUGGUGAAAAUUUUCCGGUAACUUGAUCGCCCGAAUUCGAUCCCGGAUCCCCACAGCGAUCCGCCGACCGCUGUGGGGAAAAUCCAUCCAUCGGGAAAUUUGGAUUCGAGUUCAGACCUCAUUUUCACGAAUUUAUCAUAAUGCUUAAUAGAACUUAAAUUGGAUUAAUUUUAUAUUAAGUAAAUGAAAAUGGCGUAGAGGGGUGUUCGAUGUCGAUGAAAGUCACGAAAAUUAGCGAAAGAUCAAUUUAUAAUUUCGAUGUUGCACAGAUUUCAUUACAUUUUAUCAUCAUUAUUAUUUUUAAAACUAUAAAUAUGGUAAAAAAGACGAUAAAAAUUUCGUUUAAAUAAUAAAUUUUAUCGUCUGGUUUUCAUUAUUUCUGUCCACGUAAAGUGUUGCCACGUGUCCAGCAAGGAAAGUAAUUUUAAAAUGCGUGAAAACUUCGAGAAUAAUUUGUUCAUCUUAGAUCCAAUCACUGAAAAACUCUCUAUGGUAAGAAAAUAAUUACACUAAUAAUCUGAAAGGAUAAAUUUCAAAAUUUAUUGGUUGAAAGAAAUGUCCGAAUCCGACAGUGACGUCGAAUUUGAAAGUGCUGAUGAAGGCGAAGAGUCGGAAUUAAAGAAAGAUUCAAAUAAAAGUUCGGUAAAAAAAGAAUAUGACUCUGAAAGGUUGCAGCUGUCUGCAGGGUGUGAAAAAGAUACUAAUAUUGCUAAUAUCAAAGAAGAAGACUUGGUACUUACUGAAAAUAAUAUAAAUAAAAAUAAAACAACUGAAGAAACUGUUAAAAGUGAUGUAAAUCCAUUAAAUAUAGAAUUGAGAGAUGAAAAUGUUACGCAUGACCUCAACAAAAAGUUUUCUACAGAAAGAAAUGUCAAGAAUGAGAACUUAGAAAAUGCAGAAGAGAUGACAAAAAAUAGUUUGCGAGAUUUAGAAAACGAGCAUUCUAAAUGCAACCGGUCUGAAGAAAAAUCUGCUUUGUUUCAAAAUGUCGAAACAAAACCGAGUCGAGUUAAAUUAAGAUUUGAAGAACGACUGGAAAAAAACCAGAAAAAAGCUGCCAAGUCUCCAGACCAUCGGGAAAAAGAAGUGGAAGUCUUAAAAAAAUUGGAAAAUUUGACUGUGCAGAAAGAAAAUAAUUCCGGAUGGGGUUGGGGAGGUUGGAAGUCGUCCAUACUUUCUACGGCCGCUUCUUCCGUAUCUGUCUUUACGUCUCAAGUCAGUCAAGGACUGGGCACAGUCUUAGAGACGGUUGAGGCGACCUUGGGCGCUCCUCCCCCUGAAGAACUCGCUGCUUCUAUAGACUCUAAAACAGAAAAAGAAAAUGACCAAGAGAAAGAAAGGAAAAUGGAACAAGGUUCGUCGGGACUGUUUGAAGGCGUGUCGUCUUUGACCAAGGUCAUCGAAAACACCGGUUCGAAAGUGAUAAUGGGCGGCCUGGACACCUUGGAAUUGAUCGGUAAAAAAACCAUCGACAUCCUGACAGAGGGCGAUCCCGGAUUUAGAAAGAAGAGGUCUUAUUUUUCUGGCAGUAGUCUUUCUGAAGUUUUAAAAGAAGCAAAGGAGAAGGAAGUCUCUUACGAUCCUUUGUCUGAAAAAGACGACGAAAAAAGCAUUAAUUAUUCAGUACUUUUUGAUAAUUUCCAAGGAAUAGCUUAUUUAGAAGCUUUAGAAUUACUGUCCAGACAAAACAAAAGCAGAGUUCAAGAGUUCUUAAUUUCUGAAUCGGACAGACGGAAAACUAGAGAAGAAUUCGAGGAGUGCAGGCUUAUCUGUGAAGAUUUGCUUUCUGUUGACGAUGCAUUAGACGAGGAUGACGAUCACGAAUUUGUCCGACUCGUCGAGGAACGCAUUGAUAACAUUAAAUUGGAUGUAAAUAUUACAGGUUUUCUAGAGGUUCAAAAAAGAAUUCGUGACUGGCUGGAAGAAUGCAAAAAAGAACAAGAAAAAACAACUUCAAAAGAACCAAAGGAAAUAUAUGCAGAGGCAAUGAAGUCCUUGGCCGAAUUUACGGCCAGAUCCGUCGAACUUUACAAAAGGAUUGCGGAGUUGCUGCUGAUAAGAAAUGCGGACGUCGUCUCUUCCACUGUCUAUGCCAAAGAAUUAACAGAGAUGUCCAAAGUACUCUGUUUAGAAGUAAGAAUUGUAGCAAACCAUUUUAGUCAAUGUCUGAACACAGCAGCCGACGAUUCUCCCGAUCCCGAUUCGGUGACCCCACUUAUUACGAGUAUUUAUUUAGAGGCAUCGAACAGUUCGACUUACAUUCAGGAUGCUUUCCAGUUGUUGAUUCCAACGUUUCAAGUGAUGGCCAUCAAACAAAGUGAAUAAAUGUUGUAAUUUAAAAUUAUUUUUUGAUGAUAAAAUUUUUGUUAAAAUACUGC